Messenger RNA from Scylla paramamosain (green mud crab), 7110 nucleotides. RefSeq names its product GTP-binding protein 10-like. Gene Ontology annotation, cellular component: mitochondrion. The transcript is spliced from 10 exons. Bases 2802 to 3323 code for a protein of 173 amino acids. Gene Ontology annotation, biological process: RNA 5'-cap (guanine-N7)-methylation. Gene Ontology annotation, molecular function: GTP binding; GTPase activity; RNA binding. The record is from RefSeq and is a predicted model, not a curated record. NCBI's taxonomy places the organism in Eukaryota, Metazoa, Arthropoda, Malacostraca, Decapoda, Portunidae.
GCACAUGCAUAAGACUUUCUUCUUUCUCUCACCCCUAUUCUGUCCACCUUUCUAAUGCAAGAGUUAACCAGUAUUCUCAAUCAAUCACCACUAUUCUGUCCUCCUCUCAAUUGCAAGAGUUAACUCUCUGCCUCUCGUUGCCAUUGAUCAAUGACUCUCUUACAUAAAAUAAAUAAAUAAAAUAAUGAUAUAUAUAAAAUGAAUGACCAAUUAAAUUAAAGAACGAAAUUUUUGUAAGCCUAAUCUAGCCUAAUCUAGCCUAGCCCAACUUAACUGAACCCAGUGUAUCUGUCAGAUGAAAACAGAAUUGAGACACGUCUCAAUCUCUUUUUUUCGGUAUUGUUACACCAGGGGUAUGGGUGCGGGUGGCAGCACUGUGGAGUUGGCAGCACUGGGAGAAGCGGGAACAGGCAGAGAGGGGAGACGCGUGGCCAGAGAGGAGGCCAGCGUGUGCCUGCCUGCUUUGCAUUCAAGAGCAAGGGAGUGAGGAGAAAAGCUUAGUCCAGUCUGCUGUCUGUGCAUCAAGCCUGAGCUGGUCUGCUCCCACGGUGCAGCGUGUGGCAGUGUUAGCAGACACGGCUCUUGUCUGCACCUCAUCCUCUUAAAGAUAUGAGGUGGUGUGAGCACUGGGACAAGAUGAAGAGAGUACGCAGCAAGUUUGUGGAUGUUUUGCGGCUGCACGUGCGGGGUGGAGCGGGGGGCAUGGGUCUGCCGCGCCUCGGGGGAGUGGGAGGCGCAGGGGGUGAUGUGUAUGUGGAGGGGAAGGAAGGUGAAGCAUGGAGACACUGUGUCUGUUGUGAUGGGAAGUGACAUAGAGAGAUUAUGUUUGUUAUGACAGGAAGUGAGGCUUGGCAUUUAAACACUGUUAUGACAGGGAAUGAGGCUUGGAAACUUCCUUCUCACCCUGCUCUCUCUCUCACAGACCACUUCUCACCCUGCUCUCCCUCUCAUAGACCACUUCUCACCCUGUUUCCCUCUCACAGACCACUUCUCAUUCUGCUCUCCCUCUCACAGACCACUUCUCACCCUGCUCUCCCUCUCACAGACCACUUCUCACCCUGCUCUCCCUCACACAGACCACUUCUCACCCUGCUCUCCCUCUCACAGACCACUUCUCACCCUGCUCUCCCUCACACAGACCACUUCUCACCCUGCUCUCCCUCUCACAGACCACUUCUCACCCUGCUCUCCCUCUCACAGACCACUUCUCACCCUGCUCUCCCUCCCACAGACCACUUCUCACCCUGCUCUCCCUCUCACAGACCAUUUCUCACCCUGCUCUCCCUCUCACAGACCACUUCUCAUCCUGCUCUCCCUCUCAUAGACCACUUCUCACCCUGCUCUCCCUCUCACAGACCACUUCUCACACUGCCCUCUCUCACAGACCACUUCUCACCCUGCUCUCCCUCUCACAGACCACUUCUCACCCUGCUCUCCAUCUCACAGACCACAUCCCUCUUACCCUGCUCUCUCUGUCUCUCUCUUUCCCUCACAGGCCACAGUCUGCUGAAGCUGUGCAAGGCUCAGCCAGACCAGCAGUGGGUUGGGGCAGCUGGCAUGGACAGUUACAAGUAUCGCAUCUGUGGGGAGGCUGGCGCUGAGCUGAUCAUUCCUGUCCCUACAGGCACCACCGUCUGGCUCGAGCAGCACCAGAAAUUGCUGGGUGAGAUAAACUGUGCAGGAGACAAGGUGUUGGUGGCUUGAGGUGGGCAGAGCAGCAACCCCAGCAACCAGUACAAUGGGCAGAAGGGACAGGGACACAUUGUGAAGCUGAAACUGAAGCUGUUGGCUGAUGUGGGUCUGGUGGGCUUCUCUAACGCUGGCAACAGCAUUAGGGAAGCCUGAGGAACAGUGGUGUUCCUCAGGGUUCUGUCCUGUCACCCACUCUUCUUAUUAUUCAUUAAUGAUCUUCUAAACCAAACUUCUUGUCCUAUCCACUCCUACGCUGAUGAUACCACCCUGCACUUUUCCACAUCUUUUCAUAGACGUCCAACCCUUCAGGAGGUAAACAUUUCACGCAGGGAAGCCACAGAACGCCUGACUUCUGAUCUUUCUAAAAUUUCUGAUUGGGGCAGAGCAAACUUGGUAUUGUUCAAUGCCUCAAAAACUCAAUUCCUCCAUCUUUCAACUCGACAUAACCUUCCAGACAACUAUCCCCUUUUCUUCAGUGACACUCAAUUGCCCCCCUCUUCUACACUGAACAUCCUCGGUCUGUCCUUUACUUAUAAUCUGAACUGGAAACUUCACAUCUCAUCUCUAGCUAAAACAGCCUCUAUGAAGUUAGGUAUUCUGAGAUGUCUCCGCCAGUUUUUCUCAUCCCUCAGCUGCUAACUCUGUACAAGGGCCUUAUCUGUCCAUGUAUGGGGUAUGCUUCACAUGUCCGGGGGGUUCCACUCAUACUGCUCUUCUAGACAGGGUGGAAUCAAAAGCUUUUCAUCUCAUCAACUCCUCUCCUCUAACUGACUGUCUUCAGCCUCUCUCUCACCGCCACAAUGUUGCAUAUCUAGCUGUCUUCUACUGCUAUUUUCAUGCUAACUGCUCUUCUGAUCUUGCUAACUGUAUGCCUCCCUUCCUCCCACAGCCUCGCUGCACAAGACUUUCUUCUUUCUCUCACCCCUGUUCUGUCCACCUCUCUAAUGCAAGAGUUAACCAGUAUUCUCAAUCAUUCGUCCCUUUCUCUGGUAAACUCUGGAACUCCCUGCCUGCUUCUGUAUUUCCACCUUCCUAUGACUUGAAUUCCUUCAAGAGGGAGGUUUCAAGACACUUAUUCAUCAAUUUUUGACUACUGCUUUGAUCCUUUUAUGGGACUGGCAUUUCAGUGGCCAUUUUUUUUUAUUGGAUUUUUGUUGCCCUUGGCCAGUGUCCCUCCUACAUUAAAAAAAAAAAAAAGUCCACACUGCUGUGGGCCAUCUCCAGCGCCAGACCCAAGGUGGCCAGCUACCCCUCCGACCCUGGGUGUGGUGAAGUACAGUGACAUGCGGCGGCUGACCAUCGCUGAUCUGCAGGGACUCAUCGAGGGUGCCUACUCCAACAUGGGGAUGGGGCACCGCAGCCACCGCUUCCUGUGCCACGUGGAGUGGACACACUUCCUCCUCUUUGUGGUAGACAUCAACAGCUUCCGGCUGUCACCCAAACACCCAUACUGUUCACCCACCGAGAAUGUCAUGCUGGUCAACAAGGAGUUGGAGCUGUAUUCACCUGACCUGCUGAGUAAGCCAGCACUCCUUAUGGUGAAUAAGAUGGACUCCCCCAAUGCUGAGUCUUGCCUGCAGGAACUCCUUCACAACUUUAAGAGGAUGGAGGAUGAGUACAUGGGAACAUAAGAAUACAAGGGAAGCUGCAAGAAUCUGUCAACCCACAAUUGGCAUUUCCUGUUAGAAAUGCCUUCUGAUUUCUACCUAUCAUCCUCAUACCUAAAUUUAUUUGGUCUUCUUUUAAAAGCUCCAUAUUGACAGGACAUUAACAGCCAUAAGAAAAUAGGGGAAGCUGCAGGCAGCCAUCAGUCCUUAACAUGACAAUCCCUGUAUGAAACAUGCCUGCCUAUUUCCACCCAUCUCCCCCAUCCACAAGUUUGUUUAGUUUUCUUUUAAAGCUUCCUAACGACUCAGCACUAACAACCAGAUUACUGAGUCUAUUCUAUUCAUCAACCACUAUAUUUGAAAACUUUUUCCUUUGUAUCUCAUUUAAAGCUAGCUUUAUCAAGCUUGAACCCACUAUUUCUUGUCCUAUCCUGAUCACUGAACCUAAGGAUUUUGCUCAUGUCAUCCUUGUUAUAUCCCCUAAGUAAAGACUUGAGGGAGGAAGAGAGUAGAGACAUCUUUUAUCAUUAUCUUUUCAUCUCGCUUACUCCUUCAUUCCUGUUGGUUUAAUAUUCUGUGUUUGAAGCACCAAGCCAACUGAUUAUGUGGGACUGAGAUUGUUAUAGUUAUUUUAUACUAUAUUAGGUGAAUACCCUCUCCAUUAGGGGCUGAUAGGACUAAGAGUGUGAAUGAUGUGUGUAUGAGCGGAUGGUGCUUUGUCUGGGCCACCCUGUGUGGGAUUGCCAACCUGGUAUAUGGACAGAUGGACAGAUAGAUACAUGGGUCAAUAAUUUGGAGCUUGGAUAUGAAGAAAAUGUAAAACUAGUGGAGACGUUUCAAAGGACACAGGAAAAAAAGCUGCAGUGUUUUAGCCAUGUGAAGAGAAGGAAAGAGUCAUAUGUCAGGAGAAGUGUGAUGGAGAUAGAGGUGCAAGGCAGGAGAGCAAGAGGAGAACUAAACCUUAUAUGGAUAGACUGUGUAAGGGAGGACUUGAGACAGAAACAAUUGUCAAAGGAAAAUAUAUAUGACUAUGCUUGGAGGAGAGCUGGCAAGAACAAUGACUCUAUAGAGACUAGGGAAAAGAUAUCAAGAAGAAGAAAUUAUGGAGGUGUAAGAAUUAAUAAGGGAAUUAUCGAGGUGUUUGGGCUGUGGGAGGCUGUGGAAGACAGUGCCUGGAAGUCACCAAAUUCAGGGUAAACCUUCCACCAUGGUCCAGGAAGUCAUCAGCCAGUAGAGAUGAGUCCAGAGCCUGACAUGCCACCACCUAGUAGGAGGGAAUGUAUUUAUAAAUUUCUUGAAUAGAGUAUAGUUGUCUUACAGGGUUAAAUGUCUUGUAGGGAUUUAAAUCCUGCUAUAUUUACAGUCAGUGCAGGCCGAGGUGAUCUGGAAGUCACACCCUGAGCCUCUUUCCCUUCUAAUGUGGCUGCUGACUGGUGCUCUCAUAAUGUUCUUGACACUUCCUCAAAUAUAUUUAAGAUAUUUUCUAUCACCAUAUUAAUUAAACUUUCCCCAAACAGUUUUUUUUUUUCAUAUCAACAGGAAAACGGAGUAUUAAACCUUCUGGAAACAAAAAUGUGUCAGCAAUAAUUCAAGUCAAGGAUAACAUUGAAAAUGAAACAUAAUAUUGAAAAUGAAAACUGGAAUCAUGACGCCUCUUGUGGUUGAGUCGUCCCAGUAGUAGUGCAGUGACUCUCCUUCACUAGGAAUUACUAAAGACUAGUGUUUCUUAUUGUUACUGAAAAAGGACAGAAUAUAUUUUCUAUCUUAGUUUAAGUAAAUUAAAUAGAUGAAAGAAUUUUUGCCUUUGUCUUUUCACGAAAUAAGCCUCACUGGCUUUUGAAGUGAGAGUAAUGAGCUCAUUAUAAUUAUUUAGUGAAGCAUUCUCCAAAGUAAAGUCCUCUCUUUUGUAAAGAAUUUCCUGUAUGUAUGGAAUGAUAUCACAGCCUGUGUAACACAUUCAUUACCUGGUCAACCUACUGUGGGAGGGAACAUUGCUACCAUUCCAGUAUUUUGUAAAGUGUGUUCAUGUUCAUCUUUGAUUCCUGCACUUACAUGUGAAUCUUUCCUGUAAAUUGAAAAUGUUUUUAAUGCCUUUCUGCACUAAGUGACGUUUCACAUGAAGACAUUUUGAUGCAUGCAUUCUGUUCAUAAGAGGGUCUCAAGUGACAGUCAUAGUAAUGAUCACUGGACUGAUGACUGACGUCUGGGAAUGUCAAAAUGGUGACUAAGGAUGUCAGACUAUUGACUGGAGACUGGUGACUAAGAAUUUCAGAGUAGACUGGUGACUUAGGAUGUCAUUUAGGAUAGUGAGUAAUGAUGAGGAUCUUGAUUGAUGAGUGGUGACUGAGGAGUGUGAUUGGUGACUGGUGAUUGAAGGUGUGUCAUGGGUGACUUUAUGUAUUUGACUGGUAAAAUAGAAUGUCUCUUAGGAUAAUGAAUACUGACCAUGAUUUUUGACUGGUGAGUGGUGGUGUUCCUGGGUGGUGUUAACAACUGGUGUUCCUCACAGACUAUGUGUUGUGUUGCUCCUGUGGUGCCAAACUCACGGAGAACUCAUGGGAUAACUUUGUAAACAUCUCCAUUCCACUGUCUGAGGCAUCCCAGCUGGUGACCAUCCUGGGACACCCCCACCUCAUGGUCCAGACCCUCAGGAACCCUGCUGACCUUGCUUUUGACUUGGUGACUGUCAGGAGUGGGCUGCUCAGGAGUGGGAGAGGAUAUUUGAACCAGAAACCAAAGCCAGCACAACCCACUUCAAAGCUUCCUUGGAGGGUUUCUAUGGACUCAUUCUAGAGAAACUGGUCACUGAGAAAUUUUCAGACUCCUCAUUGGCCUUCCCAAGCACCAGCAGUUUUAGCACAAUGGCACAAGACGGGUAGGACAUGGUGCCUCUCGACCUCGAGCUUCUGGCUGAGCUGGAGGAGGAAGCAACCUCUCACUAUACUGAGGAGGAUAACCAGUUUACAGAGCACUGCAAGAAGAGCCUGCCUAAGCCGCCAAUACUCCCUGCUGACAGAUUUGACCGCAACAGACAGUGCAGAGGCAACUUUAGGCAUCAAGACUACAGGAAGGAAGGAGGCUGCAGGGAUCAAGGGGAGUACAGAGGUCAUGGGAAUUAUAGGGAUCGUGGGAAUUACAGGGAUCACAGGUGGGAAUAUUCUGACCACAGGCAAGGGAGGUUUGUCAGUGACCACAGAGAUCAUGAUGACAGCAGAAGGGAUAGCGAGAAGAGGAAGUACAGGUCUGAGAAGGAGAGUGAUGAGUAUGGAAGAAGGAAUUACCAGUCCAGCAAAUACUACAAUGGGUGGGGGGGGGGGGGGUGUCAUCCUGUUGAGUUUUGUGAAUCCAGUGGCUGGUAUAUUUAUCUUUCAUCAGGGACUUCACACAAGCUUCCACGCCAUUAAUUCUUUGAGCAGUAACCAAAGAUUACUGACAUUUAAUUUACAUUUAAAUGCCUGCCUGCCUGUCUGUUCAUAUCUUUCUCUCACAACGUACUCACCAUUCACUUGUGAACAUUUAGAUUUUUAGGAAAUAUUUUUGAGCAAGUUCCUUCAUCACAAGGCAACCAUCUACUAAAAAGAAAGAAAAAUGGAAUAUAUGUUGGCAUUUCCUUGAUUGCUUUUGGUGUUAGUGACUUUCCAGAGUGACAAUACAAGUGUUAUCCCCACUACAAGUCAUGCACUAUAUAUAACAUCACUGAGUAUCUUUUCUCUCAUUUUCAUAUAAAUGUUUGUAACAUUUUCAUAUAAAUGUAUGCUAACUUUUAUGUGGACUUACUGUAAGAUUUUUUAAAAGUAAAGUAUUUAUCCAA